AUGAUGUCUGUCGUCUCCACUGUGGAGAGCGUCCCCAGAGGUACGGACACCCCGACGCCGAGCCUUUACCAGCGGAUCAGGAGGGUCUUAACCAGGGACCUGCUGGUGACUCUCGCUCUGGGUCAGGUCCUGUCCUUGUUAAUCUGUGCCAUCAGUCUGACCAGCAAGUACCUGGCUGAUGACUUCCAUGCCAACACGCCGGUGUUCCAGAGCUUCCUCAACUACAUCCUGCUGUUCCUGGUGUACACAACCACGCUGGCAGUUAGGCAAGGGGAAGGGAACCUGCUGGCCAUCCUGAAGCAGCGCUGGUGGAAAUACAUGAUUCUGGGUUUGAUAGACAUCGAGGCCAACUAUCUGAUGCUCAAAGCUUACCAGUACACCACACUCUCCAGUGUGCAGCUGUUGGACUGUUUUGUCAUCCCAGUGGUCCUGCUGCUGUCCUGGUUCUUUCUUUUGGUGAGGUACAAGGCCGUCCACUUUGUCGGGGCAGGACUGUGUCUGCUGGGUGUCGGCUGCAUGGUGGGAGCUGACAUCCUGCUUGGUCGACAGCAAGGCCUUGGAGAGCAGAAGCUGUUUGGAGACCUCUUGGUCCUGGGUGGAGCGACGCUGUACGGGAUCUCCAACGUCUGUGAGGAGUUCAUUGUGAAGAACCUGAGCCGUGUGGAGUUCCUCGGCAUGAUGGGACUAUUCGGAUCCUUCUUCAGCGGCAUCCAACUGGCCAUCAUGGAACAUAAGGAACUGCUGAGGGUACCCUGGGACUGGCAGAUAGGUCUUCUGUACAUUGGUUUCAGUGCCUUCAUGUUCGGCCUGUACAGCUUCAUGCCGGUGGUGUUGAAGAGAACAAGCGCCACCUCAGUCAAUCUCUCUCUGCUUACAGCCGACCUGUACAGCUUCUUCUGUGGCCUCUUACUCUUUCACUACAAGUUCUCGGGACUCUAUUUGUUGUCGUUCUUCAUCAUUAUCUUGGGCCUGGUCAUUUACGCCACCUCGUCCACCUACGUUGCUCAGGACCCGCGAGUCUACAAGCAGUUCAGGAACACGGGCGGCCAGCACGCCAUUGAUCGGCCUCCGCAAAGUGCUGGAGUCCUUGAGCCCUCCGUCACCUACACCAGCCUGGGUCCCGAGGCGGGGGACGAGAUUCCUGUACGCGUCGCCUAA
Molecule: messenger RNA, 1158 nt
Organism: Anoplopoma fimbria (sablefish)
Lineage: Eukaryota; Metazoa; Chordata; Actinopteri; Perciformes; Anoplopomatidae
Gene: slc35f1
Product: solute carrier family 35 member F1
Exons: 8
Coding region: 1-1158 (385 amino acids)
Biological process (GO): transmembrane transport
Cellular component (GO): membrane
Molecular function (GO): transmembrane transporter activity
Source: RefSeq, a predicted model, not a curated record